AUGGAAUCCGAGCGAGCAGCAAAGAAACGCAAGUUGGGUCCGACGCAGUCUUUCAAUCACAAUCAGACUCGGAGUCAGUUAAGCCAACAACCGUCUUUUACGGACGUUUUGGCACGGUUGAAGGAGGAAGCUGCGGGGCUUGAAGAUGUCGAGGGCGGAGCUGAUAAAUGGGCCAGGCCACCGCUUCGGAAGAUGAAUGAGAAGAAAGACUCUAUAGUCUUUCAGCAGAUAGACAUUGAUGAAACGGGGGAUGGGAGUGGCGGGAUUGAGUUGCGGAUGUUUGGCGUCACGGAGGAUGGGCACAGUGUACUAGCACACGUAACCGACUUUCCGCCGUAUUUCUAUAUUGGAGUUCCCCGAGGGUUCCAAGAUGGCGAUAUAGAGUCGUUUCGACAGUAUUUGAACUCCGUAACUCAAGGUUGUGUCAGGAGGAUUGAGAGAGUAUCAAAGAGGACGUUGUGGGGCUACAGAGGCGACGACUGGAUACCAUUUCUCAAGUUCAUCAUCACUGAGCCCAGAAGUUUGCCCAAAGUUAGAGAUGAGUAUCCUUUGCGUGGCGAAUGCGAUUUCCAAGGCCUAUUCAAUGACGUUGUGCCCACCUUUGAAAGUAACAUCGCCUACACUCUCCGGUUUAUGAUCGACACAAAGGUUGUUGGGAUGAACUGGAUCGAAGUCCCCGCAGGAAAAUACAACAUCUACUCCCCGGAUAAAAAGCGAUCGACGUGUCAGUUGGAAUUCGGUAUGAGAUACGACGCUUUCAUCUCCCACGCACCCGAAGGCGACUGGUCCAAGAUCGCCCCUUUGCGAAUAUUAAGUUUCGAUAUAGAAUGUGCUGGUCGGAAGGGAAUCUUCCCGGAAGCGUCGGUCGAUCCUGUGAUCCAGAUUGCUAACAUGGUGACGAUUCAAGGGGAACAUAAACCUUUCAUCCGGAACGUAUUCACGCUCAACAGCUGUUCACAUAUCGUCGGCUCGCAAGUCCUUUCAUUCGACGACGAGGCGAAAAUGCUACAUAGUUGGCGAGACUUUGUUGAACAAGUUGAUCCGGACGUUGUCAUCGGAUAUAACAUUGCUGGAUUCGAUUUCCCGUACCUCAUGGAUCGAGCAAAGGCCAUAAAGGCGAUCAAGUUCCCAUACCUUGGAAAACUGAAAAACGUCAAAGUUGAGACGAAAAACACCCAUUUCUCAUCAAAAGCGUACGGCCAGCGUGACUCGAAGGAUACACCGCUGGAUGGGCGUCUACAGCUCGAUGUACUGCAAUUCAUGCAGCGGGAACAUAAAUUGCGGAGCUACACUUUGAAUUCUGUCUGUGCGCAAUUCUUGGGGGAGCAAAAAGAGGAUGUCCAUCACUCUGUGAUUACGGAACUGCAGAAUGGUACUCCAGAGUCACGGCGGCGGUUGGCUGUGUACUGUCUCAAGGAUGCGUAUCUCCCCCAACGGCUUUUGGACAAGCUCAUGUGCUUUGUGAAUUACAUCGAAAUGGCCCGUGUCACCGGUGUCCCAUUCAACUACCUCCUCUCUCGCGGUCAAUCUAUCAAGGUUCUCUCGCAGCUCUUCCGCAAAGCCAACGACGAGGGCUACGUGGUACCUUCGAUGAAGGGAGAGGGUUCUGACGAGCAAUACGAAGGUGCUACCGUCAUUGAGCCCAAAAAGGGCUACUACGAUGUGCCGAUUGCGACUCUGGAUUUCAGCUCACUUUACCCGUCCAUCAUGAUGGCUCAUAAUUUGUGCUACACCACUCUUUUGGACAAGGCGACUAUAGAUCGCCUAGGCUUGGUCAAGGACGUUGAUUAUAUUCAGACUCCCAACAAUGAUCUGUUCGCAACGACUAAGAAGCGGAAGGGCCUGCUGCCAACCAUCCUGGAAGACCUGAUAUCAGCACGUAAGCGGGCCAAGGCAGAUCUGAAGAAAGAGACAGACCCAUUCAAAAAGGCCGUGUUAGACGGACGACAGCUUGCUCUCAAGAUCAGUGCCAAUUCGGUGUAUGGGUUUACGGGUGCGACGAUUGGCAAACUCCCGUGUCUGGCUAUCUCGUCUAGUGUCACGUCGUAUGGUAGGCAGAUGAUUGAGAAGACGAAGCAGGAAGUGGAAGCUGAAUACUGCAUCGCUAAUGGGCAUACGCAUGAUGCUGAGAUUAUUUAUGGUGAUACCGAUUCUGUUAUGGUUCGGUUUGGGCCAAAUGAUCUUGCCAAGGUUAUGGCUUUGGGUAUUGAAGCGGCGGAUCUAGUGACCGCGAAGUUCGUGAAGCCCAUCAAGCUCGAGUUCGAGAAGGUGUAUUAUCCAUAUCUCUUGAUCAGCAAGAAACGUUAUGCGGGGUUGUAUUGGACAAAAGUGGAUAAGUAUGAUAAGAUGGACUCGAAAGGUAUCGAGACUGUCCGUCGAGACAACUGUCGACUCGUGUCUACCGUGAUUGAGACUUGUCUGCACAAAAUGCUCAUUGAUAGGGACGUUCGGAGCGCCGAGGAUUAUACCAAACAGACUAUCGCAGACCUGUUACAGAACAAGGUGGAUAUGUCACAGUUGGUGAUCACCAAAGCCCUUUCCAAAACCGAUUAUGCUGGCAAACAAGCACACGCGGAACUUGCAGAGAGAAUGAAACAACGUGAUGCAGGUUCGGCUCCAGCACUGGGAGAUCGUGUUGCCUACGUGAUAAUCAAGGGUAUCAAAGGUGCUGCCGCAUACGAGAAAUCCGAAGACCCCCUCUACGUACUCGAGAAUAACCUCCCUAUCGACACCAAAUAUUACUUAGAGAACCAACUGUCAAAACCUCUCAUGAGAAUUUUCGAACCUAUCCUUGGCGAGAAAGCAUCUUCCUUACUGUCGGGCGACCACACGCGCACGAUACAAAUCGCUACCCCCACGGUGGGAGGACUGAUGAAGUUCGCGGUGAAGACCAUCACUUGUUUGGGGUGCAAAACUCCUCUGCGCGCGACUAACAGCGUCAAAAAUGGUGCCCUGUGCAACAACUGUCGACCGCGCAUGGCUGAAAUGUACCACAAGCAAGUCUCGACAACGUCAGAUCUACAAGUACGAUUCUCGCGUUUGUGGACACAAUGUCAGCGGUGUCAAGGAUCACUGCAUCAGGAUGUGUUAUGCACGAGUAAGGAUUGCCCGAUCUUUUACAUGAGGAAGAAGGCACAGAAGGAUGUCGAGGAUGCGAAUGCUGUGUUGCAGCGGUUUGAUGACGAUGUGUGGUGA
Molecule: messenger RNA, 3195 nt
Organism: Laccaria bicolor S238N-H82
Lineage: Eukaryota; Fungi; Basidiomycota; Agaricomycetes; Agaricales; Hydnangiaceae
Exons: 24
Coding region: 1-3195 (1064 amino acids)
Biological process (GO): DNA-templated DNA replication; nucleotide-excision repair, DNA gap filling; DNA replication proofreading
Cellular component (GO): delta DNA polymerase complex
Molecular function (GO): nucleotide binding; DNA-directed DNA polymerase activity; DNA binding
Source: RefSeq, a predicted model, not a curated record